Molecule: messenger RNA, 2857 nt
Organism: Taeniopygia guttata (zebra finch)
Lineage: Eukaryota; Metazoa; Chordata; Aves; Passeriformes; Estrildidae
Biological process (GO): regulation of transcription by RNA polymerase II
Cellular component (GO): nucleus
Molecular function (GO): DNA-binding transcription activator activity, RNA polymerase II-specific; RNA polymerase II cis-regulatory region sequence-specific DNA binding
Source: RefSeq, a predicted model, not a curated record
GUGAGGCGGCGGCGGCGGAGCUCGGAGGCGGCCCCGGCGCAGGAUUUUUCACUCCCAGGGUGUGGCCAGAUGGAGAAGGAGGAAAAGUCCUGGAGAUCCCGCACAAGGAGUGGCAGCAAACCCAGCCCAGGGAGCUGCGGGGAGGAAAGAGCCCCCCUGAGCCAGGAAGGCGGGCGGAGAUCCAGCCGGAGCUCGGAGCUGGUGGAGAAGUCUCAUGGCAGGGAGAAGCCCCACAAGUGCUUGGAAUGUGGGAAGGGUUUCAGGCGGAGCUUGGAUCUGAUCCAGCACCAGGUGAUCCACACUGGGGAACGGCCCUACGAGUGUGAGGAAUGUGGGAAGAGUUUCCGCUGGAGCUCCAGCCUGAGACUUCACCAGAGGUUCCACACCGGGGAGAGGCCCUUUGAGUGUGGGGAGUGUGGGAGGAGCUUCAGCUUGAACUCCAUCCUGAUCCAACACCAGAGGAUCCACACUGGGGAAAAGCCCUUUGAGUGUGGGGAAUGUGGGAAGAGCUUCCGCCAGAGGGGCCCCCUGAUGCAGCACCAGCUAAUCCACACUGGGAAAAAGCCCUUUGAGUGUGGGAAAUGUGGGAUGAGCUUCAGCCAGAAGGGCCACCUGAUGCAACACCAGAGGAUCCACACUGGGGAAAAGCCCUAUGAAUGUGGGGAAUGUGGGAAGAGCUUCAGGCAGAGCUCUGGCCUGAGGAAACACGAGAGGAUCCACACUGGAGAAAAGCCCUACGAGUGUGGGGUGUGUGGGACGAGCUUCAGCCUGAACUGCCAGCUUACGGAACACAAAAAGAUCCACACUGGGGAAAAGCCCUACAAGUGUGGGGAAUGUGGGAAGAGUUUCAGAGAAAGCUCAUCCCUGAUUCGGCACCAGGUGAUCCACACCGGGGAACGGCCCUACACCUGCUUGGAAUGUGGGAAGAGCUAUGGGUGGCACUCCGACCUGAGAAAACACCAGCGCAUCCACACCGGGGAGAAGCCCUACGAGUGUUCUGAGUGUGGGAAGAGGUUUCAGAUCAGCUCCAGUCUCCUCGUCCAUCAGCGGAGUCACACAGAUGAGAGGCCCUUCCGCUGCCCUGACUGCGGGAAGGGCUUCAAGGACAACUCCCACCUCACCGUGCACCGGCGCAUCCACACCGGGGAGAGGCCCUACAAGUGUGGGGAGUGUGGGAAGAGCUUCUCCACGAGCUCCACCUUGACCAAACACCAACGGAGGCGCCACUAAGGGGGGAAACCCUGUGAGUUCUCCAAGGGUGGGAAGAGCUCCUCCCAGCUCCAUUCCCUAUGGGAGGAUCCACGUUGGAUGAUCUCCGAUGACCCUCAUUGGGCAGAGAACUCGUGAUCUAUGGGCCUGGUCAUCUGUGUUGGGAAGACACUUGGCUGGGAGGCUCCACAUCUUCCUCGUGCCCUGUAAGCACCUAGAUAAACCCAGUGGCAGGAACAUCCAUUGGGGCACAGACCAACAAUGGGAAUUCCUUGGGGAGAGCAGAUUUAUUCACUUUCAACUCCAUAAAAUCUUUUGCCUUCAAUCCUAUCUUCUGGUGGCAUCAAGGAAUACUGAAUGGUCUUGGAGGUAUGUCCUGGGUUGACUGUAUGAUGCUUGUAUCCCCGGCUGUCUGUUCUGUUUACGGUGAAUAAUAAGUUUUUCACCUUUAAGACUUGUUCCGAGAGCAAAGGCGGGAGAGAAGGGCAGAGUUUGUUUUCAGAAACUGCACUCACUCCUCCACAUUUCUGCUCCUGGGCUGGGUUGUCUGCAGAUGGACAGACAGCGGGACAGAGCUCUCCUUUGCUGUUAAUUAGUUUUAGCUAGCUGUGGCAGAGAAGUUCCUUGGACUGUGGGUUUUUUUCCCUUUUCUUUGGACCUGUUUAAACCUGCUCUGGCCUGAACACCCAGAAGAGCACGGGCAGCUCACACCUGUGGCUCAGUGGGCCAGGCCUGGACUGCGGCAUUUCCAGCACUGGAGGGACUGAUAAAGAGACUGAGUGAUCUGAGCUACAACCCACGGAGGAACUUUCUGAGUUUAUCUCUCUUUUAGAGCAGCAAGAGGUUUUAUUGUUUAAUGUUGUUUAGGUUUUAUUGUUUAAAAAACAGUUUUUUCCACUUUCCUCCAAGGAGGUAUUUUUCCCAAACCAGUUGGGGGAGGGCUGAUAUAAUCUGCUUUCUAGAGGAAUCCCUUUGGGGGUUCUCUCCCAAAUUUGCUCUGAACCAGGACAAGGUCUUUUCCAGCUUCAGAGAUUCCAUUAUUUUAAUUUCCUAUUGCCCAAGGGUGUGUUUUGCAGCCAGAUGGUGGAAAAACUGGGGAAAAGACCAAGAUUUUGGAGACAGUGGGGUAGAAACUCCCAAAAAAGGUUCUUCCCUCCACCCAAGCACAUGGAUCCUCAGCCGGCGUAGACACGGAAGUCUUUUUCUUUUGGCUUUGAUUUUGUUUUCAUUUCUCCUUAGCCCUUUAAAAUAUCCAAUACUGAAAUAAAAAUAGACAUUGAACUAAGAAGUGGAUGUGGUCAUGUUAGGACACAGACAUGGUGGGACACGUGUAAGAAUGUGCCCCGUGUUGACAGAGUAAACAAGUUACCCUUUGUUCCCUUGAAAAGGAAAAAAGCCCAGAAGUUUCUCUCCUCAAUUUGGUUAAAAGACACUUCAUAGGACCUUGGGGACUUCACUUCAAACUUAAGGGUAACUCAUUGGACAGGAGCCAAAAAGUCCCACCUAAGCAAUUCCCUAGAAAAGAAGAGAACAAAAGAAGUUAAUUGAAGUGUUUUAGCAGAAGCAAUAACCUCUUGCCCUGACUCGGCUUUUCUCUGUAAAAAGCUUUUUUAUUUUUGCCUUUUAUUAAAACUUUUUAUUUCCAACA